CAGCCAAAAACUGUUAAGCAGGAGGAGGAGGAGGAAGACAGACAGGAGAUGCAUCUCAACCGGCUGGAAGCUGCCAUCACCGGUCUGCCUAGAAGAAGUGGUGUAAACGGGCUCCAUCAGGCUGUGCAGAAGCCAAGCGGUGCAGAGCCCCUGCAGCUGAGCUCUGGAGCAGCCAGCGAGGAGGUCUUGCUGCUGGACUGCAGGGCGGGACCCGCCAUUCGGACAUGCAGAGCCCAGCUGGGGGAGAUGCCCCACUGGUGCCUGGAAUGUGGGAAGAACUUCGGCCAAAAGGCGGAGCUAGAAAUGCACCAGUCCAAGCACAGCGGGCAGAGUUCCUACAUCUGCAGCGACUGUGGAAGGACCUUCGUGGAGCACAUGGCCCUGGCUGCAGGGCAGGGAGCAUGUGCUGCAGGGAAUGCCCUCAGCCCCGCCGGGGGCCGGAGGAAGGGGCUGCCCUUGCCCAGCGAGGCCGUCGUGCCAAGGAAGGAGCGGAAGGAGCUGUCCCUGCACGAGAAGGUCCGAGUGCUGGAGAUGCUAGAAGGGCCCAAGGUGUCCCAGAGUGAACUGGCAAAAAGAUUUGGGGUCUCCCAGCCCCAGAUCUGCCGCAUCAUCAAGAACAAGGAGCGCAUCCUGGCAGAGUGGGGUAAAAAUGCCAACCCGGGACGCAAACGCAGGCUGGAGGAGAAGGGCCCCACCAGCGACCGAGCUCUCUUGCAGUGGUUUGAGCGGAGCUGCAGGCAUCCCUUCCCCUCUGAGGGGAGGCCCUGGCAAGAGAAGGCUGGCCUUGGAGGGGAGCCCAGCCCAGAGAGCAGCCUUCUUUGGCGAAACGGCUCCCAAGCAAAGCCGAAGGUGGCACCCGGGAGGCCUCUUCCGGAGAAAUGGCGCAGGGAGCCGCCGGAGGAGGAGGAGGAGGAAGACGGCCGCUGGGAGAGGACCACCCUGCCCUGCGUCCUCAGCCAGUACGACCUUCCCGACGUCUAUGCUUGCGGGGAGACGGGCAUGCUCUUUAGAGCCACCCCAGAAGACCUGGCGCCACAGAGGAGCAAAGGAGCCCGGGACCAGCUCACUGUCUUGCUCUGCACCAACAUGGACGGCUCGGAUAAAAGAGACGUGCUGGUCGUGGGCCAGGCAGCUGGGUUGUUGGGCCUCCCAGCAGGCGGCCUCCGGGAGUUGCCUUCUGCGACCUACAGGGCUAACGGCAAGGCCUGGAUGACCGCCACCAUCUUCACCCACUGGCUCCGGAAAUUUAACGAAGAGAUGAAGGAGAAGGAGAGGCGGGUGGUGCUCUUCCUGACGCAGUGCAGCGUGCAUCCCUACGCCGAGCUGUCCCACGUCCAGAUGGUCUUCAUGCCCCCUCACCUUCCCUGGCUGCGCCCCUUGGAGCAGGGGGUAGUCCAGAAUUUUAAGUGUCACUACCGGCGGAGGAUGCUGACCCAUCUCCUGGUCAGGUGCAGCAGCAGGGGCUGCAGCCCAGCCAGCCAGCUCUCCAGGUACCUGACGCUUUUGGAUGCCGUCCAUCUGGUCGUCCACGCUUGGUCCGAGGUGUGUCCACAAACCAUAGCGAACGCUUUCAAGGCUGCGGGCUUCAGUGCGAAUCCCCGCAUCCUGGCCCCUCCGCUGGAGGUGGUCCAGGCCCUGGGCUGCAAGGAUCGGGACCAGUUUGAGCAGUUCGUUCUGAUGGACGAGGGGCUGCAGUGCUUUGGGGACCAGGAGGGGGCCAGGGCGACGGAGGCCCCCCAGCGCCAAGGACCCGGCUCCUUGCGAGCAGAAGGCGAGGAAGAGGAGGAGGAACCACUUUUGCUGCCCUGCCCCUCGAAGGCCGAGGUCGUGGAGAGCCUGGCGAAGCUGAGGCGCUACCUGGAGUGCCGCUCAGUGCUGCCAGCCACGUUCCACUCCUUCUACCAGUUGGAGGACUUGAUCCACGCCAUCGCCCUGUCUGACGUGCAGCUAGUAAAAGCCAAAGCCUGCAAAGACUGACUUCCAGGGUCGCCCAUAUACGAACAGAGGACUCUUGGUCCCGAAAUGGGAGCCCAGGAACCCACAGGGGCAUCUUAGGCUUCAUAAAACCCUGUACAGUCACCAAAUAGUUUGGGGGAGUAGUGCUGAGAGAGGGUGCCGCAGUCUUCCUCCUGAGGACUAGCAGCAUGCAGGGAAGGACAGCAGAGUAGCAGGCUUCUAGUGAGAAAAGAGGAAGAGAACUGAUCAGUGGACUUCCUGCCAACCCUGCUGCUUGCAGAGAGCCUCUGGAGGAGUUG
This is a messenger RNA of Candoia aspera, 2255 nucleotides long. RefSeq names its product tigger transposable element derived 3 (gene TIGD3). The record is from RefSeq and is a predicted model, not a curated record. NCBI's taxonomy places the organism in Eukaryota, Metazoa, Chordata, Lepidosauria, Squamata, Candoiidae. Gene Ontology annotation, cellular component: nucleus. Gene Ontology annotation, molecular function: DNA binding. The transcript has a single exon. Bases 49 to 1977 code for a protein of 642 amino acids.